This is a messenger RNA of Tetrahymena thermophila SB210, 5769 nucleotides long. Its product is annotated as aldehyde dehydrogenase (NAD) family protein. Gene Ontology annotation, biological process: cell adhesion. Gene Ontology annotation, cellular component: plasma membrane; cytosol. The record is from RefSeq and is a predicted model, not a curated record. NCBI's taxonomy places the organism in Eukaryota, Ciliophora, Oligohymenophorea, Hymenostomatida, Tetrahymenidae. Gene Ontology annotation, molecular function: DNA-binding transcription factor activity. The transcript has 5 exons.
UGUUUUAGUUUUUACAUACGAUAUAAAUAAAAAGCAUAUAUUAUUUAAGAUUAGAAGCUCUGCUCUAUUUCAUAUUUACUGUAAAUGAAUGAUUUUUUUUAAAUCAAUUCUUCAUCUUCAGUUCCAAUUUUAAAAAGAAAGCAAGCAUCUUUAAAUAAAGGAACAGAUUAUGAAGCUAGUUUCGAAACUGUAGUGGAAUGCUUAUCCUUCCCAAGUUAUAUGAGAAAUAUUAAUCAUAUCAAAAGAAUAUCUAAAUGGGUGAUUAAAAAUUCAGAACUUUUCAGUAAAAUCCAUAACUACAGAUUAUAGAAUGAUGCUCUAAAAAAUGAAGAUGAAGAUAAUUUAAUUAUAGCGAUUCUUUGCUCAUCUAAUAUAGAAGUAUUUUAAGAAUCUUAAACACUGUACAAUAUAAAGGAUAAGCCAGAAAAGAUGUAUAUAAUACUAGAAGGAACACUAGAAGUAUUUGUCCAACCAAAAUAGUUACAUUCUUUAACUAGUUUGAUCAAAUCUAAAGAAAUAUGUGAAGGUAAUUCAGUAGGAGACAUGGAUUUAUUUUCUAAUACAAAUAGAAAUUCUACAGUGAUUGCUUAAAAGAAAUGCAUACUGUUAUCUAUCAAAAAAAAUAUAUUUGAUGCUCACAUCUUAGAAUUUUAUUAAUAUAAUUUUACUGAUGUGAUGAAUUUUAUAUUUAAUUUGAAAGUAUUUGAUGGUAUAAGCAAUAAGCACUUAUUUAUUAAAUCUUUCUAUGAUGCAUAUUCACAGUAGCUUAAAUAUUCAUAAGGUUAACUAGUAUUCAGUGAGAAAAAUUAGCCUGAUUACGUUUACUUUAUUUUAACUGGAUCCUUCCUUGUUAAAAGGUAAAUAGAAUAAGAAAAACUCAGAAGUGAAAAUUAAAACCAAGUUUUUAGUGCUAGUUUAUAGAAUAGUAAAUAGAAUUCCAAUAAAUAAACAGAAUUUGAUCUAAAUAUUAAUUACUAAAAGACGUAGAAGAUAUAAAUUAAUCUAUUUUAAUUAGAGAAGGGAGAUUUUUUUGGUGAAGAAGAUAUUAUUGAACAUAAUUCAUAGAGGACAUUUUAAGUUUAAUGCUGUUCAAUAUUAGGGGGUGAGCUUUUGUAGUUUAAUAGAGAGGUUUUUGAAAAUAUAUUUAUGAAGCAUUUUGCUAUUGAAUAAUUCUUUGUUUUGAAUUUGCCAAUUAAAAGAAAAUUAAUUGCUGAUAAAAUUUAUUAGAAUUCAAAGGUUCUUAAGGCAACAAUUCCUAAAGAAAAUAGCUACCAUCAUCAUUAUUUUGAUAAAGAAAAAAGAGAGAGUAGGUAUUAAAUUUACCCUUCUUUGGAUAGCAUGAACAACAUCGCUUCAUAGAAAGGCUCUAAUAUAAACAACUAUACAAAUCAAUAAUAUGAUAAGAGUAUAACUUCGUUGUCUUAUAUUCCAAAGAAUAUUGAUGAAAUUUAGGAAGAGAGAGAGUAGUACGAUGAAGUCAAAAAUAAAAAUAAUUAUCAAAGAAGCUAAAAGAAUUUUAAAGUUAACUGCAUUGGGAGCAUGAGUGAAUUAUUAGAUUACGCUUAGAAAUCCAUUCAGAUGUUACAUUAGAAUCAAUAGAUUACUAAUGCUUAAGAAUAAUAGAAUCAAAUUUAAGAUAUGACUUUAAACCAAAAGUAUUAAGAUACAAUGAAACCUCAUAGCAAUAAAAUUGGAUUGUAUUAUUUACCAACAAAAAAAAGAAUCUCGUCUAAUGAUCUCUGCUAUUAAAUAGAAAAUUAAUCUGAUGAAAAUUUAUAAAAGUAAUCAACAAUAAAUAGCAUAAAGAAAAAGAUGUCUUAAACAUUUGAUUAUAAUAUGAACAAUUUUAUGAGAGAUAAAAUUCAAUUAUAAAAAAAUGUUGUAUUUCAACAGAAAAAAAAUAAAUAAAAAAUUAUUUAAGUGCAAACUUAAAAAUAAAAUGGCUAAAGAUCUAAGUCAGAUGAAAAUUAAAUUUCUACUAUGAAAAGAAAAUCUAAGCCAACUGUUACUAAAUGGACUAAUUCUUUGAAUUAAAAAGAUGAAGAAAUGGUUAUUUAAGGUGAGAUGUCAAAAUAGUUCCAAAAAAAUUUGAAAUAAAUUUGUUAUAAAUUUGGGAAAUAAGACUUUGACUCCUUAAAAAUGAGUUUAAAAAAUCAUAUUAAAGAUAAAAACUUUAAAAAAAUAUUAAACGCCAACAUAUGUAAUGCUAAAGGCUUUUAAACAAAUUACAAUUCAAAUUAUGAUAGAAGCAAAGGAAUAAAUGAUCUUUCUGAAAAAAUUCAAUAUGUAUAAAAGGUUUAAGAUAAAAUGAGUUAAAAAAUAUUUAAUUUGGAAUCUUCAUAAUUAUAAAGAGAGUUAGAUUAUACUUAGAAUGUAUAAUUUAAUCAAAAUGAAUUUUAGCAAUUACAAAAAUCAUAAUCUAGCUAAAACUUUUUUAAUUAAAACCUUGCUUUACUUGACUCAUAAUAAAAACCAAAUUAAUAAUCUAAAAAUGAUAAGCUAGAAUUUUCAGUAAAUUUAAUGCAAAAAGUCUAAAGCUUUUCUGAAAAAAAUCCGAACAUAAACUAAAUAAGUUUCGGAAUGAACUAAUCUCCAAAAUCUAGCAUCGAUUAUCUGGAACCUAUAAAUAAAGAAAGUAAUUAACUUUAAUAAAAUACUGAUAGCAUAGAUGAGCAUUAAGAAAUUUUAAAAGUCCCUAAAUUUAAUUAGAAUCAUUUUUCAAACAAAUUUUAAAGAAAUAAAAAUUAAAAUGUUAAUGAAAUAAAACAAAUUAACUCCUCAAAUAUAGGCAAUUAAAUUGAUCUAAGUUAAGAAUAUUUAGGUCUUAAAAUGCUAAAAAUGCAACAAAAAAUAUCUAAGUAAGAAGAUAAAACAAACUUAGAAUAUGGAUAAAAUGAAUCUUAAAAAGAAAUAAAUUAAAAUCGAUAAUAACAGGAUAAUAAUUUAACAUAAAACAAAAUAUGUUCAAUAUUUAAUUCAAAUAAUAAAUUUAUUGAAGAAAAUGAAAAAACUAUUAAUUCUCCUUAGAGUGAUUAAAAUACUCCCAGUAGCAACCAUCCAUUUUCUACAUUUUAAACUCAAUACGCAAUUAAUAAGAAUUAAUCAGAAUAAAAUAAAUUAUUUUAGUAAAAGUUCAACAAAUUGCGUCCUUAUUCAUCAUCUUAUCACUAAUCACCUGUAAGCUAAAUUAAUUAAGGAGCUUAAAAUAUCACACAAAACUAUUACCCAAUAGACUAUUACUAAAAAGCGAAUUAUAUCUCUGAAACUGAAUAGAUGAGGCCAAGCUCUUGCAAGAGUCGGAGCACAAAAAAUUUAAGUUAGAAUUUUAUAAAAUUAUAAAAUAGCAAGCUAAAUUAACAAAUAAGCAAAUAAUAUUAAUUUAGAGAUAAAAAAUAAAUGAAUGCUCUUUUAAAUAUUAAAAAAUAAUUUUAAAACCAAAAUAAAAGUUUUAGUCCAAAUAACAAUGCUUAAAAUCAAAUGAACAAGAUUAAUGCAUAAUCUUAUCUGCAUAUGAUUCAAAGUCAUAAAAAAUAUGAAACAAAAGAGUAAUUCAAUUUUGAUUCACCUAAAGUCAGCUAAUUUCCUUCUUCUGAAUAGCUAUAAGAUUUGCAUAGUGAUAAAAGUUAGAAAUUGAAUAAUCAAAAUUGUAAUUAGAACUAAAUGUAAAGUAAAUCUUAAUUAAAUCAAAAUUUGAAUAACUCUCUUGCAUAUUUUCAGUAAUAUAUAAUCCACCCUUAAUAAUAGAAUAUUAAAUAUCACUUUCAUAGAAAAGUAAUUUCUGAUGUUAGCAAAUGCAAUAUAAACAAUCCUCAACUUAGUAAAUUUUUCUAACAACAAUCAUCUUUAACUAACAACAAUAAUACAAGUAAUCAGAUACAUUCCUAAUAAAUAAAAUAGCAAGUAUAUUUGCAAUAGCCUUAAUAAAUAUAGAAAAACAACUCAAUUAUGAUUAACAAUACAAAUUAAUAGCGCUUAAAUAUUUUAUCAAGAGAAUCUGGUCAUCAAGAAUAAACUGAAAUAAUUAAAUAAGAAAAUCAAUAAAAUGAAAGCUAUCCUACUUUAUUUUCUCCGGAUAUAUUUUAUUCUCCUUAACAUGCAAAGAAACAAAGAAAAUUUAUAAAUUUAAAUAAUUCAUAAAUAUCUUAAAACGGAGAAUGUUUUAAUUUAAAAGAAAUUUCUUAACAAAGUACUAAAAAUUUAAGUUAAAAUCAAAUUAAAAUUCCUAAAAAAACUAUCGAUCAAGAAUAAUAAACUACAUAAACAAAUUUAUAGAUAGAUGAAACUCCUAAAUAAGCUAUAGAAAAAUCUUAAAAAAAUAUUGAAACGACAGAAUAAGCAAAAGAAAAAUGCUAAUAAUCUGUUGAAGCUCCUUUGAUAAUAAUUGAAAAAUGUUAAUAUAAGGCUUAAACAUAAGAAUAAACUGAGUAAAACAAUUAAGAAGAGAAUAAUAAUCAACAAAACAUUACCAAAUAUUCCAAAAUUAAAAAAAAUUAAAUUGAAAUAAAAAUUCCACCUAAAAAAAUAAAUAUAGACUUUUAGUUAAUGCUAGAAAAUUAAAAACAAAAAUAAAUUGAAGAAGAGAAUAAAAUUGAAUCUCCUCCACUUUUAUAAUCUAAUCAAACAAACUCCUAUGAAAAUUAAACACCACAAUUUUAAAUUGUAAAAAAUUUCAACUUCUUAGCUAAGUAAAUAUCUCUUAAUAGCAGUGUUCACUCACAUUACUAAAACUAAGAUUUCAAGACUAGUUUCAAAUCAAUAAACUAAGACAGCUUAGAAUAAAAUAACAAUUAAGAAGACAUUUAAAAAACAGAAUAAAAGUCCUGCGUUUAAGUAAUGUCAUAAACUCAAAUAGAUAAUAGCACUUCUUUAGAGUAAAACUUACAGUAAAAAUAAUUUAUAAGCAAUUCAUUAAUAGAAGAUUUUAAUCUUCAAAAAAAGUUAAAUUCAUAACUGUCAAUUAUUGAAACUAUCAAUAGCCAAAAAGUAAUUAGCAAUUAAGAUUAAUCUUCAUAUAAUUAUAAAUCUUCCUUAUCUGAAAUUGACUAAAAGUAUAAAUCUUAAAAAUAAAUAUAAAAUAAAAGUAUCGAGCAAGAAAAUUAAUAAUUAAAAAAUAAUAUUUGUAAAAAUGACCAAAACAAAGGAUAAUAGAAUCGUUAAUAACUAUUUAAAAAUCCUAUUAUCAACUAAACGAUUCCUAUAAUAAAUGAAGAAUAAACCUUAGAUUAAUUUAAUUAAGAAUAGGUUAAAGAUGAAAACUUGAAUAAACCGAUGCUAAACGGUAGUAUGACAUCAAACAUAAGUUAAUUCUAGAAUUUCAUUGACUCUCCAUCUUUAAUAAGAUUUAGAAACAAUAGCUAAUUUUCGUAAAAUAGCAUACAUGAUUAAAUAUCAAAGUAAAAUUUAAUUGAUGCUCCAUCUUUAAUAAGGUUUAGAAAUGCUAGUUAAUUUUCAAUAAACAAUAUUAAUGAUUAAAUAUCAAAGCCAAAUUUAAUAGAUGCUCCAUCUUUAAUAAGGUUUAGAAAUAAUACUUAGUUCUCGACCAACAACAUAAAUGAGUAAAUAUCAAAAUAAAGUUUAUUGUUUGGACAAAAUGAUUUGGUGUAUUUUUCUAAAGCUAACAAAAAUGAAACUACAUAAAAGAAUAUGUUAGAAGUUCUACAUCAUGACAAAUAUACACAUAAUUACCAAAAUUAAAAUCUUUAAAUCAUAGAUAAUAAUGAUAAUUAUCCAGUUAGAUAAAAGUCAAAGUCAGCUUAUAAUAAAUUAUGA